Messenger RNA from Phytophthora nicotianae INRA-310, 663 nucleotides. RefSeq lists its product as hypothetical. The transcript is spliced from 2 exons. The record is from RefSeq and is a predicted model, not a curated record. Lineage: Eukaryota; Oomycota; Peronosporomycetes; Peronosporales; Peronosporaceae. The coding region runs from base 1 to 663 and encodes 220 amino acids.
AUGGAGGUCACCGAUCUACGGGCUGAACGGGACCAGGCGCAGGAGAGAUUGUCCAACAUUGCGUCCCUUCUCCCUUCCGCUCUGGGCCACAAACGAGCACGCUCCGAGUCCGAGUCUCCAGCCCAGUCUGCCCGUGUCUCCAAGGCCGCUCGAUCGACUUCAGGUCUCUCCCAAGCUGGCGCUUCGAGUCAUGCCCCUGCGUUUAGAUCCUCGAUCGAGGUUCUGUCUGCCGUGGCUACCGGCCAGACGGCUAAAAGGUCGGUGUCAUCUCCUUCAUCCACUGGUCCUCCUGAUCAUCUUCCUCGAUCUGUCCGAUCGACUGCCAAGAGUGACAGCGGAGGUGUUUCGUCGUCCCUUGCAGCUUCUAAGGCAGGCGCGCCUUCUGACGAUGGUGAGAGCUCUUCCGGCGAAUCCGGUUCAACUCGCGUCUUUGAUUCAGACGCCGCGGGAAACGAUAGUAGUCUUUCGGAGUCGAAUCGCGCCAAGAACGAAUUCGGGAUGCCAUCUGGUCCUCUAUCGGACGUUGGGCUGACUGCUUUGCCGCCUACCACCGUUCCCCGAUCGGAAUGGCUUCCCGAAUAUUCGUCAGACCAGCGUCGUGGAGAUGGAUGCGGAUCUGCUGUUUCAUCGCUUCACCAAGCCGAUGGAGUGGCUAAUGCUUGA